AAACUUAAAAAUAGUCUCCUAUUACACUUCAAACUUAAAAAAGUCUCCUAUUACAAUUCUAAUUUCCACCUCCCAGUCUCAACAGAGGGUGGUUUUACACACAAAAACAAAGGGAAGCCAAAUGUGAGUUGGUCAAUCGGAAAAAUAUUCAUCAGGCAUGGCUAUUGAUAUCCAAACCAUUGAACGAAGGUACAUUGUUUCGUGCCAUCAGAAAGGGAUUCCACCGAAUAAAUCAAUUUUAUUUGCAUUGUUUAAGGUGGGAGAAGAUGUUUAUGUAUACCGGAACUUUAUGCAAGGUUUAUUCCCUGUCAGAUUCAGGACUUUAUUUAGUGAAAAGUUUUUAUUGAUCCUCAGAACUUGUGUAUGGCUAAGGUCAAGAAAAGCCAUCAUGAGGUUUGUAACCUUGUAAUAUGCAUGGAUGAUGUGAAGGAUGUGGAUUUUAAUCCACUUGUUAGAUUACUUAUGGAAAUUGAUGAGUCUGAGAUCAACGGAGUCGACAUUAUUCAGAGAUCAUCAUGCUUCAUGAGUGUAGAAAAUGUUCUUUUAUUUUUUCAGAAAAUUUUGAGUAUCUACCAUACAAAAGGAAGAAUGAAGAGAGUCUGGUUAGUAUCUUACAAAAUCGUAAAAUGGAAGCAAGCAGUAGUUUUUCCCACAGAUGUAAAAGAAGGCCGUUUUACGCUUCAGGAAAUUCUCAGUACAUAUAUUCCAGGUCCCUUUGUGCUGCGAAAUUAGGUUCAUCUGCUUGGCCUUUCUUGCGCCCUCUUUCUAUAUGAGGCAAGGUAUCCGCAGAUGAUAGGACAUUCCGUCCUCGACAGUUUGAGUACCAUCCAUCUAACUCCAGCCUUAUGGUUUUUGGGACGCUGGAUGGUGAAGUAGUUGCUAUGACCCAUGAAAGCGAGAAGAUUGUUAGCUACAUUCCAUCCUUGGGAGCAAUGAAUAGUGUCCUUGGACUGUCUUGGCUCAAGAAGUAUCCUUCUAAGGUACAUCACUAUCAAAUUAAACAGACAAACUUUAUUCUUGCUUCAGCAUUUUGUUCUUCCAAAAACACGGAAGGUGAAUAAAUUUUGAAGUGCUCUAUAAGUUCAUAAAAUUAUGUUAUGUAUAUACAACCUACAAUGCUUCUGUUUUUCUUAAUUAUUUGACAAUUGUUCGCUAUAUAUAGCUGUAAUCUAUCUUACACAUGCUCGGUGAUGGGUUUGGGACACAUGGCAGAGCCAAGUGUGGGAAUAUUACUUUUUUAGAAUUAUUAUGUAUGGAUUUUAAACUGGACGCAGGCUUGGGGACUCUUCUUGCAUGUAAAGCUUAAAAGGUAGUUCUCAUAGGUUUUUGUUUUGAUUUUAAGGUGUAGUUUAUUUGCAGAACAGGAUUCAUUCAGCUUUCGAUAGGCCGUUAACAAUGUGGAAAAAGUACUGUUUGCACCAUUGUUUUGCUCUUCCGCUAGGAUUCACGCUGCCCGUAAAGGUGAGUUGUUUUGUGAUUUAAGUUGUUAUGGAUUUCAUGCUCUUUUUUUGUAUAUAGUCUUGCUGAUUUGUUUGUUGGUUUGAAUCAUGUGGAAGAUGUGUUGUGUGUUGCAGUAAUUAUGUUUGUGCAUCUUUUUAAAUGCCAGCCCGGAACUUCAUGCAUAACUAAUGCAAUUUUUGUAGUGUUGUGCUCUAUAAUUAUGUUGUUAUAAGUCUUAACUCAAAUAUAUGUAAUGAUGAUGAUGUAUAGAUCGGUGGUGAAUGGUGAUGUAUACACUUCAAUUGUGUUAUGAACUAGCAAUUUUAACAAAGUCAAUCAACUAACUCAACUCAAGCAAAACAUGUGUAUAAACUAUCACACGAUAAUCAUACUAUAAUGAAAGAUUAUCUGGCUUUUAAGAUGCCUAGGCACUCCUAUCGGCUAUCAGCUAUAGAUAACAAUAUUCAGAGAUGAGAUCCCCAGUUUUUAAGAUGCCUAGGCACUCCUAUCAGCUAUAGAUAACAAUAUUCAGAGAUGAGAUCCCCAGUUUGGCCGAUGCUAACUCCUUAUACUCCCAGUAUGUGCCUGCACCUGACUCAUUAAGUAGAAAGUCUGUUUUACUCUCGAGUAACGGCUGACUUGUGUUGCCCACCUCCUUUGCUUCUAGUGCUUUCAUCUUCUGUUUUUGUUGUUUCCUGGCCUCCUUUGCUUCUAGUGCUUUCAUCUUCCGUUUUUGUUAUUUCCUGGAAUACAUCCGACGUUGCUGUGUAGUAAAAGAAUGCAUCACAAAUUGCUUCAAAAUCUAAGUGUUAGAUAUACGGGAAUACGUGUGGAGAGUGCAGAGAGGAAUUUAUAUUUUCUGGAGCACUGUUGCACAUGUAGAUAUCUAUAUGUUUCUUCAUACUCUGUAUGACUAGGAUUUUGCUGUCAUAGCCUCCAUGAUCUGUGUCGAAUUUUCAAAUGAAAAUCCUAAAAUUUGCAAAAACUAAGAAACCGAUCUGAGUUCAGUUAACAUAAGUUGUAGCAUAGUCUAUAUUGCUUUUUGAAUCUACCUACUGCCUUCAUCGUGUUCAAGUAUGUCAUUUUGCAGUUUUUCUAUGAUUAAGGUUGUUUGUGGCAGAAGAUUGUUCAGUUCAGGGUUUUAAUGAGUAUUAUAGUGAUAGGGUACUCCGGAGUAUUCGUUUUGUUUAUAAACUUAGGGUUUUUUUUUUCUUUUGCAAAGAGUUUGUAAGUUCUUGUGUGGUGGCUUAUUUGUGAAUAACUUGUGGCAUUGUUUAUGCUGUAAUGUGACCUAGACACAAGGGGUUGGAAUAUAUUUUGACACAGGAGGUUAGGUUGGAAUAUAUUUUGACACAGGAGGUUAGGAUGUGUUUUCUUUUUGAAAAAAAAUUUAAUAAGAGACUCGAAGAUGACUUACUAGCUUUUAUGCAAAUCCCGAGUGUAUCAUAAAAAAAAACUAAGAAUGAAUGAAGCACAUAAAGUGUUUGAUCCGAAAUUCAGUUGAAUUCUGUUUAUAAAACUUUGUGUUUAAAAUAGAUAUAGCAUAAUUAGCACAUAUCCUGGUUCAAAUUUAAACUAAUCUGACUUAUCUAAAUAUCUAUAUAUAACUAACUAAUAUCCUGCCAUGAAGGAUUGUUAUUGACUAAGUUCCACAGAUUUUUAUUUGAUUACUUCAGCUGACAGCCAUAUUAGUACCACAUUUCUGAAAAAGAUCGGCGGACACAUAUAUCCGGAUUCUGCAAUGCUCAAUUUUCAAAUGAGGACGGCCAUUAUAAACCGGAUGGAUACCCCGUACACCCAGAUCAGAUGGAUGAAUUUACAUGUCUUCAAUGUAAAGUUGCUCUACUCAUGGGAUGUCUUUCGGCUUAUCUUACACAAUCCAUUAACUUCUAUCUAGAUCUAUUGUAAAAUUAUUUUCAAUUCAUUUUUAUGUAAGACUUAUAAUGCAAGUGAUUUAGACACUUAAUAUUAUUAUUAUUAU
Daucus carota subsp. sativus is the source of this 3421-nucleotide messenger RNA. RefSeq lists its product as hypothetical. Gene Ontology annotation, cellular component: Cul4-RING E3 ubiquitin ligase complex. Gene Ontology annotation, biological process: cellular response to UV-B. The record is from RefSeq and is a predicted model, not a curated record. Bases 158 to 409 code for a protein of 83 amino acids. The transcript has 4 exons. Lineage: Eukaryota; Viridiplantae; Streptophyta; Magnoliopsida; Apiales; Apiaceae.